GUAAAUAUUUGAAUAAGACCGGGGGUAUAAAACUACCAAUCGCAUUUCACUUUCGAGUAGCCCUGCUCGUGCCUCUCAGAGUACCCAACGAUAACCUGUGUUCAGUCCUAAUUUUAUGAGUUGAGUGUGUAUAGUGCCAGCAGGAUUGGUUGAUGCUGAAGACUGACUGACAGAGAAUAGAAACGCCCAGAGAGAGAGAGAGAGAUGCCUGCUGCAGAUUCAACGGCGUGCUCAUUAAUCACUGCAGCCUGGGGGCACAGCGCAGAAACACAUUCUGGCCAAAAUAACAAGCACAAAAAAUAUUUGAUCGGAGCUAGAUGUACAUACACAAGCUAAUCGAAACUGUUUACACUUCCAAUCUCUCUUCCUUUUUUAACCGGGAGGGUUGCACUGCUUUUCUGACAGCAAUGUGCUGUAGUGGACUCACUGUGAGGACUUUAUGGACAGUGACAUUAGCAGAAAUAUUGCUAGUUGUGAUAUUAGCAGCUCGCUGGAGUGAGGCUCUGGAUUAUGAUUAUAACACUACUCGUAGUUUCGAAUACUUGAUGGACCCGGAGAACCCCGAAGACAUCUAUAAGUAUAAGGACCCGUGCAAAGCCGUUGCCUUUUGGGGAGACAUAGCUUUAGAUGAAGAGGAUAUGAAAUUGUUUCACAUAGACAGAACCGGUCAGAUAACAGAGCUCACAGCAGGAACAAGAGGACACAGUACAGGUGGUCUCAGGGAGCAAAUCAAUCCUGCAAGCCAGAACUCCACCACAUCAGCAAACCAUAAAAGCAAAACAGUUAUAACGGGCCCAAUGCAGAGACUUGCUCCAGAUAGCAGACAAAAGAAGCAAAGGAAUAAAAGCCUUUCUGCGGGAGCCAAUGAAGCAGCGAGGCGAGUGCGCAGGGCUGCAACGUCGCGCCAGGAGAGGAUAUGGCCGGGAGGCGUUAUUCCCUACGUUAUAGGAGGAAAUUUCACAGGUACCCAAAGAGCCAUAUUUAAACAGGCCAUGAGACACUGGGAGAAAUACACAUGUGUCACCUUCGUAGAGAGAACAGAUGAAGAGAGUUUCAUUGUGUUCACCUAUCGGCCGUGCGGGUGCUGUUCCUAUGUGGGAAGGCGUGGUGGAGGUCCCCAGGCCAUUUCUAUAGGCAAGAACUGUGACAAAUUUGGCAUUGUCGUCCAUGAGCUUGGCCACGUGGUUGGGUUCUGGCAUGAACACACUCGACCAGACCGUGACAGCCACGUCACAAUCAUCAGGGAAAAUAUACAGCCAGGGCAGGAGUACAACUUCCUGAAGAUGGAGCCUGGUGAAGUGAAUUCUCUGGGAGAGACCUACGACUUUGACAGUAUAAUGCACUAUGCCCGGAACACCUUCUCAAGGGGUGUUUUUCUGGACACCAUUCUUCCACGAAAAGAUGAUAACGGCUUGAGAUCUCCCAUCGGGCAGCGAAUCCGCCUCAGUCAGGGGGACAUCGCACAAGCAAGGAAACUGUAUAAAUGCCCAGUGUGUGGAGAAACGCUUCAGGAUACGACAGGGAACUUCUCAGCCCCCGGAUUUCCAAACGGCUACCCUUCAUAUUCACAUUGCGUUUGGAGGAUCUCCGUUACUCCAGGGGAGAAGGUUAUUUUAAACUUCACCACAAUGGAUUUAUUCAAAAGCCGUCUUUGCUGGUAUGAUUACAUAGAAGUACGGGAUGGAUACUGGAGAAAAGCCCCACUACUGGGGAGAUUCUGCGGAGAUAAAAUUCCAGAACCAAUCCUCUCCACCGACAGCAGGCUCUGGAUUGAGUUCCGCAGCAGCAGCAACAUUCUGGGCAAGGGAUUCCUCGCAGUGUACGAAGCUAUUUGCGGAGGGGAAAUCAAAAAGGAUGUUGGGCAGAUCCAGUCCCCGAACUAUCCAGAUGACUACCGGCCUUCAAAGGAGUGCAUCUGGAAAAUAACUGUAUCAGAGGGGUUUCAUGUGGGACUCGCAUUCCAAGCCUUUGAGAUUGAGAGACAUGACAGCUGUACUUAUGACUAUCUGGAGAUCCGUGAUGGAGAAGCUGAUGACAGUCCUUUGAUCGGACAUUACUGUGGGUAUGUGAAGCCAGACGAUGUCAAGUCCACCUCCAACAAACUAUGGAUGAAGUUUGUGUCUGACGGCUCUAUUAACAAAGCUGGCUUUGCAGCCAAUUUCUUCAAAGAGGUUGACGAGUGCUCAAGGCCAGACAAUGGCGGGUGUGAGCAGCGCUGUGUGAAUACUCUUGGCAGCUACAAGUGUGCCUGUGACCCUGGGUACGAGCUUGCUCCCAAUAAGCGAAGCUGUGAAGCUGCAUGUGGUGGCUUCAUCACCAAGCUCAAUGGCACCAUUACAAGCCCUGGGUGGCCGAAGGAAUACCCAACAAAUAAAAACUGUGUGUGGCAAGUUGUGGCUCCUGCCCAGUACAGGAUCUCCUUGCAGUUUGAGAUCUUCGAACUGGAAGGCAAUGAUGUUUGCAAGUACGACUUUGUGGAGGUGCACAGUGGGCUGUCUUCUGAUUCAAGGCUACAUGGCAAAUUCUGUGGCUCAGAAAAGCCCGAAGUCAUUACCUCUCAGUUCAACAACAUGAGAGUAGAGUUCAAGUCGGACAACACUGUGUCUAAGAAAGGCUUCAAGGCCCACUUUUUUUCUGAUAAGGAUGAAUGCUCCAAGGACAAUGGUGGCUGUCAGCACGAAUGCACCAACACGUUCGGCAGUUACUCCUGCUACUGUAAAAACGGCUUCAUUCUGCACGAGAAUGCGCACGACUGCAAAGAAGCUGGAUGUGAACACAAGGUGACUAGUGCUGAGGGUGUGAUAAGCAGUCCGAACUGGCCUGACAAGUACCCCAGCCGUAAAGAGUGUACAUGGGAACUCUCUUCCACUGCUGGGCACCGUAUUAAAAUUGAGUUCAACGAGUUUGAGAUGGAGCAGCAUCAGGAGUGUGCCUACGAUCAUCUGGAGUUGUAUGAUGGACCCAACGGCAAGUCUCCAAUCCUCGGUCGAUUCUGCGGGAGCAAGAAACCGGAUCCAGUCAUCACUUCGGGAAACAAAAUGUUCCUCCGAUUUUACUCUGAUGCCUCGGUCCAAAGAAAAGGAUUCCAAGCAAAGCACAGCACAGAGUGUGGGGGUCGAUUGAAAGCCGAGAUUAGGACGAAGGACCUCUACUCUCAUGCCCAGUUUGGGGAUAACUUCUACCCAGGACAGUCCAACUGUGACUGGGUGAUCGUGGCAGAAGAUGGAUAUGGCGUGGAGCUGAUUUUCCAGACUUUCGAAAUUGAAGAAGAAUCUGAUUGCGGGUAUGACUACAUGGAAAUCUACGAUGGCUAUGACAGCACAGCACCCAGGCUUGGCAGAUUCUGUGGCUCAGGGCCCCCAGAAGAAAUCUACUCUGCGGGAGACUCUGUAAUGAUUCGCUUUCACUCAGAUGAUACAAUCAAUAAAAAAGGAUUCCACGCCCGCUACACCAGUACCAAAUUCCAGGAUGCCUUGCAUAUGUGAAGAGCUAGUGAACUAUCUCAGCCUUCAUGGUAUAAAAAAUAUGAGACUGUUUAAAAAAGAAAAAGACACAAAAAAAAUGUAAGUUAUUUUACUGUCAGUCUUCAGGAGUUUAACUUUAUCAAGAGUAUUUUUCUGCAAAUAAAACUGAUGCGAAAGAUACUUCUAAAUAUGCCAUUAAAGCAUGCCAGUAUUCUCUGGACCAAAUAUUUUAGUCAUUUACUACAUCAAGCCAUAGGACAAUAAAAGGUAGUUUAGCAGGGUUUCAGUAAAACAAGGUGAAUAGGUGAAAAUGAAGCAUCUUCUUACAUAUCCAAGUGAUAUGGGGUUCCUGUUAGGGGGUACAUACUGCAUACUGUGAGUUUUUAGGACACGUUGCUACUGAGUUUUUUAUAUCAAUUUUCAGAAAUGCUACAGAAUACAGGUACAUUUACUUCUCUGUCAUUACACAGUAGUUGCCACUUGUAUUUAUCAAAUGUACUUUUUGGAGGGGGAGGGGUAACUAAUUUAUGUAACUGCAUACAUGAACAAAGUACAGUGCACUGUAAUGGCUGUGUACUUCAUGUACCUGUAUUUUGAAGUGUAGCCCCAUUUUCUGGCAAGCAUUAGUUAGUUAAAAUGGGAAUCUUAAGUUUAACAUAUAUAUAUAUGUGUAUAUACACACACACACACACACAAACACACGUGCAAUAACAGUUGUAAAAUGCAGAACUCCUGCAAUGUACUAUCUCAUUAAUGUUACAAUAUCACCAUUAUUAAUUAUCAGAUGACAUAUUCAUAAGUACUGUAUACAUCUUUGUGAUCUGUGAUAUUGCCUGUGUUAUAGUCUGACUGUGCAGCAGCAGCAGUCUGUUGAUGCAGCGACUACCACAGCACUGUGCUAUUAGACAAGGAAUUUUCUGUUGAGGUUUAUUUUCCUUUGUUGGAUAGUGAAGGGUUUCUUUGCUAUGCUUUUUUAAAUGUUUUUUUUUUUUUUUUUUAUCAAGUCUGAAAAUAGAAAUGCAAUUAUUUUAUCGGGCAGGCUGUGACUUGUAACUACUGUAUUUUCUAUUUUAGCAAUUAUUGGAGUUCAGGCAUGCUGUGUAAAAAAUAAAAAAAUAAAAAAAGUGUGCUAGUAGUCAACCACUGUGACAUACUAUUCAGAAUCAGCUGAGCUGCAAUUGGGGUGUCCAUUUAAACAGCCAGAGGGGUACAGCCAGCAAGAAUAAGUGUCUUGGGUUGAUUUGUAAUACAGUAACUGAGGCGCCCCCAGUAGCAUAUCCCACACAAAGCUUAUACUGUCCACACUUAGAACACUGUCAUCAGUAUUGGUUACCACACUAGAAAAAGGACAUUGAGGAUACAAUGUGAUGUACAGUUUUUAUCAGCUGAGCUAUAGUGUAUGUUUAGCUGUACUGGGUGAAAAAAACAGACUAUACAGUAUUUAGAUUUAUCAGAUUUUUAAAUAUGUAGGCUACAGUGUUAUAUUUCGAGCAGCGUUUAGCAGAAAAGUCAGACAUUCCUAGAACGCACUUAAUAGCAAGAUAUUUGCCAAUAGGGUGACCAGAUAGCAAGAGUGAAAAAUCGGGACACUUUCAGUUGGUGAGGGGAGGAAAGAAACCUUGUGAACUACUUACUGCACAACGCAACGACGCAAACUACGUAUCUUUCUUCUGUGGAUAGGCUUUUUUUAUUCCUCGCCUUCCUGUGUGCAUUGCACUUAGGCAAAAAUAAAAACUUCGAGAAAUAUAAUUAAAAAAAUUUAAAAAAAAAAAAAAAAAAACUUCAAAGCAGUUAACUUUCUUGUUUACUGUUCAAAUGACAACGAUGUUUUAAUCAGCCUAUCAGUGUGUCUCUACUGGCUUCUCUGUGACCUGCUGUACUGUAUGUAGCAGGUGGGACAAAGUCAGUGCUGCAUUGUUUUGAUUUAGGUUGCUAAAAUCUAGUUUUCAGCAUUAGAUGUAAAAUACCAAAAACGGACAAGCAAAAUAUAUUUCGGAUGAGGAACGUGUCAAGACAUUUCCCAAAGAAACUGUACAUGCAGGUGGAGGUAAUUGUUUUGCACAUCUUGUAAUGUGACUUAAAGAAAAUACAAUCGAUCGCUAUAACUUCAGAAUCACACAUUAAACGAGGCUACUACAGAGGCUGCUGAACAGAACGUAAAACAAACAGCAGCUUUCAGAAAAUAAACUGGAAAGUCAGCGCAGACAAAAAAGUAUUCCUGUGUUCGUUGUACCCAAGUUAAAUCAGCACAACAGGUACAAUCAAGCACAGCUACCUCGGUUCAAACAACCUGCAGUUUACUUUGUAAACGCAGUUAGGAUUUUAGACCCAAAUAGGCAUUUGUUUUGACUCGGUACUGAUAAAAUAAAUUCCUGGGUGGGGCAUAUGCUGCAUAUAUGGACUUUAUUAAAGAAUGCCAGAUACCCAAACGAGUGUUGGGACUGUUUCUAAUUGAUGUCCACUUAAUUUGGCAAAGCUUUGCCUUACACUUACAACCAAUUCAAUGGAUGCAGAUGUGCAGUCUCAAUGUAUGGACAAAUCCACACCAGACAGAGAAUGUCGGCAGCAACUGUUGGGAGAUUUGCAGGCUUGCCUUUUAACAAAUGACAGCACUCUGUUUUAGUAAGGAAGCAAGUACCACUAUUUCUAGGCUUUUAUAGUGCUCUGAAAUAUUAGGUGAAUUUAAUGUUUAAACAGGUCAGCGAAAUGUCAGUGACAUCCUAAUUAUAAUCAUAAUCCUAAUUGGAUGACUGACGCAUGGGCAUAUUAUUGAAUACUUUUUCCUCCCACUGCGUUUGGUACUUGCACUUUUUUUUGCUUUUUAGUGACAGGCUCGCAAACAACACCAGCCAUUAUGACACUUUGCCAGUAAAACCAGACGCACAGACGCACGCACCAAGAAAAACACAUGACGUAUACGGCAUCAUACGACUGCAUGUUAACGUGAUUGGAUAGUCUCAUAGAUGCAAUGCAAGCAACUCACUCAAACAACACGCCCUAAACCAGUAGAAUAUGCUGUUGCACCGCGAGACAGUACAGCAGCCACAUAUACAAAAUUUCCUAACGUGAAAAUAAAAAAUUCAAAUUCUACCCUUGGGUUUUCAACGUUUACUCUAAAAAUCGGCACAAAUGGCGUCCCAACAGUACCUCGAUUGGGAUGCGGGACAAAGCCCCCAAUAUCGGGACGAUCCCUUUUAUCGGGACAUCUGGUCACCCUAUUUGCAAAUAAACUAGUAAAAAUAUUUGACAAACAUUUUGACUAGAAGUCUGUCUUUGAAAUCCAAAAAUCUCAAUAUCACUCAAUAAGGUAAGUUUGUUCCCUAGUAGAAAAUACUUCUAAUUUUUUUUUUUUUUUUCACAAGUACUGGCAAAAGUAAUUUUAAGUGAAACUUAACCCUUUCAGUCCUGAAUUAUUAUUGUCACGCUGAACAAUAAACUCCUUUAUUAAGUAAACAUAAGGACAGGACAAAAACAUUUUUCUUGCAUAUAUUUAUACACUGCCUCAGACUCAAUGUAACUUGAAAUAAAUUGCGUUGUUAAGUAUUGUCUGAAGCUACAUUCCAGGUUAAUAUUGCACCUCAUGCAGAAGGUGCUGCUGUACUUGACAUGACUGGACUGUUUCACAAUCUCUAUUGCUUGUCAAGAGGUUUAACGUGACCAGAGUCGGGGUCAAAAUUAUUUUAAUUGAAGUAAUAUAACUGAUAUAGUUUAUUCCACAAACAAUAACAAAUCAAAGAUACAUUGGAUUCCCAAAUGCAUACAAACUAAUCUUUGAAUUCCACAUGCAUGUUGUUAUAAACCUUUCCUUUCCAUGAAAUAACAGAAAAUAUCACACACACACACAUGUGCAUGCAUGCAUGCAUGGAUAUGAUAAGUGCUAAAGCCAGAAAACUUAGAAUAUGCAUUUAGUUUAAAGUUAUUGGCUGUCGGAUGCUUUUUGUUCACCACUAGUUUUUAUUCAUUUUAUUUGUUAAUCAUAUUUACUCCUUUUUAUUACUAUAAUUGUAGGCUUUGUAUUUUUUUGUGUAGUGUGACUACAAAACUCAGACCUCAUACCGAUUUUAGUUUUUAUGUUGUGCUACAUUCUGGAGUUUCAGGAGUUUUUAACAAAGUGUAUUGUACAUUAAGACUGUAUAUCCUCUGUACUCAUUGCUGUGACUUGCAAUGUUUUUGUCAAAAUAUGCUACAUAAGUUAGCAUUAGUAUCAUUUUUUUUUUUUUUCUGUUCCAAUAUAAACCUAUAUAUGUAGCACUAAAUGUCUGCAUUGUUUUAACACAGGAAGCAAAACUAGAAAACAGGGGUAUUAGAGCUGAUAUGGGUAUUGGGUGUUUUUCACUUUUUGUCAUGUUUGAUGGAAAUGUUACAUUUUGUGGCAAUAAAUGCAAUAAUCAAAUAAAGUUUUAAAAAAACAUGUUACUUACUGUAUAGUUCUUAAGGUGUAGGAUUGUGGUUUAUUUAAUAACACUCAUUCCAUGAUUUUAGACAACAGACAGGUAUUGCAAAUAUUUCUUUAGACAAAAAAUAUUAGUUAGUCUAUAUGAUAACAGCCUUAGUUAGAUCAGAUUUAUCUAAAUACUGGGAGUGUUCUUUCAAGGCAGGGUUGGAGGUCCUCUUCAUGAGCUGUAUUCCCUGAAUCAACCUUCUGUAUGAGGAUACCUUGCAAUUUGUAUGCCUCUGUACAACCAACUUCACCGUCAUAACCCGAUACUGUAUAUGUGUUCUCCUGUAAUUAGAUACAGCAGUUGCUAUGCUCUCAUUGUUAUGAAUCUAUCAUAGUGAUAAAUCUAUCACUGUUAUCCUAUAUCUUAGGGGUUUGGCUGUGUCCCAAUGUACAAGAACACAAAACCCUGUGUUCUGUGACAAAGAACAUGAACUUUUGAUAAUCCGUAUCUCAGCAUACCAUACAUUUAUGUUCCACCCUCGACUUUACAGUUAUUCUCUAUUCCCUACAAAGGUUCAAAAUAAUAACGCAUUGAGUUAAUUACACUCCUGACCAUAAUAGGCAUGUGUGCUUUUAAUAUAACAUUGCUUCAACAGUAAUUAUCUCUGUAACCUCAGCCAUUCAGCCAUACGCAAAGUUUAUCCCUGUUAGGUUACUGCUCAUGGAAUGAAAUUGCUGUUAGUCUUACUGGCCUCUUGGGCUAUAUGGUAGUAGUCAUUUUCUUUCAAGACGGAGAUUGAAUUGAACAAACCAGUUUGUUACAUGAAAAGAGGACUGUCUCUCAGUAGUAGUGUUUUAAUAAUGAAUCCGUUUUCAAACACAGGCAAUAAGGUCAGUUCAGUUUAUGGGUAGAUACGUUCCUUGCAGGAGGUAAAACCUAGGUCUGUGACCAAGUGUCAUACCGUAGGUGUUACCACCACUUUAUACAUUCCCAGUAUCCCAACUCACCGUCACACAGGGCCUUAGAGGGCUGUGCCCCACCCCCAAACCCCCCUGCCUCAGUUCAGGUCAAAGACUGAGAUAACAAAUCUAUGACAAAUCAUUCAUAAAAGUAGUUAAACUCAAAGUAUAAUAUGUGUUAUUUAUCGAAAAUUUUCAAGGGUACGCAAACUCCUGCCACCUGACCUUCCACCACAUUACAUUACUAUCUACCUAAAUAUCUGUGACAGAAUAGAUCCUGGGACGACUCCUGUUUUCUCUCUACACCCGCUCCCUGGGUCCCCUCAUCUCUUCUCAUGGCUUCUCGUAUCACUUUUAUGCUGAUGAUGCCCAGAUCUUCCUCUCCUUUCCCACCUCUGACUCAGACAUUUCCUCCAGUAUCUCUACCUGCCUCUUGGCCAUCUCCUCCUGGAUGCACUCGCAUCAAGUUAAACUCAACCUCUCCAAAUCAGACCUCCUUUUCUCCCCCUCUCAUCCUCUCCACUGCUGAUCUCUCCAUUUCUAUUCUGCUUGAAUCCACCAAGCUCUCUCCAUCCUCAUCCAUCAAGAACCUUGGCGUCACCCUUGACCCCCACCCCCUCUCCUACUCUCAGCACAUCUCAACUGGCACGUUCCUGUCACUUCUUCCUCAGAAACAUAUGCAGAAUUCGCCACUUCCUCACCGAUUACUCCAUGCAGCUCCUAGUUCAGGCCCUGGUACUGUCUCAUCUUGACUACUGCAACUCCCUCCUGGCCGGCCUUCCUGCCUCUGCUACCCAUCCGCUCCAGCUCAUCCAAAACUCUGCUGCUCGCCUUGUCUUUUCCCUUGUUUCUCCCACGCUAUACCGCUUCUCCACUCUCUGCACUGGCUCCCUAUUGCUGCUCGCAUCCAAUUCAAAACUCUUGUACUCGCCUAUCGUUGUCUUGACCUUUCUGCUCCCUCCUAUCUCCAGACUAUCAUUUCUUCCUACACCCCUCCACUCCUCCACCUCCGGUAGACUAACUGUACCCCCCUUCAGCUCCCCCGCCUCCAGAGCUCGCUCCUCCACCCUUGCCCCUCAGUGGUGGAACAACUUACCCAUGAAUAUCAGGACUGCUCAGUCCCUCACCACCUUCCGGCGCCUCCUCAAGACACACCUGUUCAGACAGCAUAUGUAAACCUCAACUCUCGACUAUACUGGACUAUAUGGCACCCAAUUGUACCAAUUCUUGCAUCAGCUUGUACUUGCACUGAACUGCUCCAUACCGUGCCGUAUUCAACUACUGCUCCUAAUUAGAACUGUAUCUUGUGUCUGAUUUUACUGUUAUAGGUAACCAUAGUCAUGUUUUUUGUAUUUGCUCUUAUUGGGAAAUCAUUCUCAUCCAUGUAUCAUACUUAUUACAUGUUCUUACUGGGCUUUACUCAUAUAAGCAAAUAUUAACUAAAAGUUAUAACUGCUCUUAGUCAAACUUGCUCUUACUUAUACCUUACUGUAUUCUUUAUUUUGCUCUUACUUAAAUUUGAUCUUCUUGUACUUACAUAAUUGCUCUGUAUUAUGAUAUUCUGUAAUGUGAUAACUUGUAAUGUGACAUUUUGUAAUGUGAUAUACGUUGUACUGUGAUAUUUUGUAACAAUUGUAAGUCGCCCUGGAUAAGAGUGUCUGCUAAGAAAUAAAUAAAUAAAUA
Messenger RNA from Acipenser ruthenus (sterlet), 10488 nucleotides. Its product is annotated as tolloid-like protein 2. The coding region runs from base 318 to 3485 and encodes 1055 amino acids. Lineage: Eukaryota; Metazoa; Chordata; Actinopteri; Acipenseriformes; Acipenseridae. Gene Ontology annotation, biological process: proteolysis. The record is from RefSeq and is a predicted model, not a curated record. Gene Ontology annotation, molecular function: zinc ion binding; calcium ion binding; metalloendopeptidase activity. The transcript has 21 exons.